CAUGUACUAUUAUCAAAGCUCAUUAAGAAGGCUAAAGAGUAAAGACAUGAAGAGACAUAUUCUAUUUAAUUUUUACAUUGUCCUCUUAUAUCAUUUUAGUGUUACAUACCAAAUUUUGAAUAAUGUCAAAUAAGUUACAAAGAUUCAUUACCUAUCAUGCAAACAAUGAAAAUAAAAUUAAAGAAAUUAACUUCCAAUUAUUCAAGACUAUACUUAAUUAUUGUGCCGCGUUGUACAAUAGUCAUUACGUCAUUACGAACGAUAGCGUUACGUAAGCCAUUGCGUCAUGCGCUAGUCAUUACGAACGAUAGCGUUACGUAAGCAGUUACGUCACAUGCUCCGCUGUAAACCCUAAUUUCGACACACUAUAUAACGGACCUACGGACCUGAAACUCGAUAAAAUUUAGGGCAGUGCGGCGCCGCAGAUCUAGAAUUGCUAAAGAAAAAAUCUUUGAUUUAUAUUUUCACAAAUUCAUCUCCAUUCUUCCUAAAAAUUCAUAGAUUAGAAACACAUUUUACAAUUCAUACAUAUAAUUUUAUUUUUAUUUCUUUAUAAUAAUCUUUUUUUUUUUCCAAGGCUUUUACAAUUUUGUUUGGUUCAUUUGAGCCUGAUUUUGCAAGUAUAAAACCCUUGUUAAAAUCCUUCAAACCCAUCCGAUUUUCCAUCUUUCCCUCCCCUUCUUCUCUGCAGACUGAGAAAUGGAUUCCGGCAGCGGCGCGUCGCUACCAUCGUCAGGCACCGACGCGCGGAAGCGGCGCGUGUCGUAUUUCUACGAGCCAACAAUCGGCGACUACUACUACGGCCAAGGCCACCCGAUGAAGCCCCACCGCAUCCGCAUGGCGCACAAUCUGAUCGUCCACUACGGCCUCCACCGCCGAAUGGAGAUCAGCCGCCCCUUCCCCGCCGACUCCGCCGACAUCCGCCGCUAUCACUCGCCUGAAUACAUCGAGUUCCUCUCGUCCGUCUCCCCUGACACGCUCCACGACCACACUCACGCGCGUUCCCUGAAGCGCUUCAAUGUUGGCGAGGACUGCCCCGUUUUUGACGGCUUAUACAGCUUCUGCCAGGCCUCGGCUGGCGGCUCUAUCGGCGCAGCCGUCAAGCUGAAUAGGCAGGACGCUGAUAUUACGAUUAAUUGGGCGGGGGGUUUGCACCACGCGAAGAAGAGCGAGGCGUCGGGGUUUUGCUAUGUUAAUGAUAUCGUGCUGGGUAUUCUCGAGCUGCUUAAAAUGCACAGGCGUGUAUUGUACAUAGAUAUUGAUAUUCACCAUGGAGAUGGUGUUGAAGAGGCAUUUUAUUGCACUGAUAGAGUAAUGACGGUGUCAUUCCAUAAAUUCGGGGAGUUCUUUCCUGGAACUGGGCAUAUCAAAGACAUUGGGGCUGGUGGAGGGAAGUAUUAUUCUCUUAAUGUCCCAUUGAACGAUGGAGUCAACGAUGACAAUUUCCGGAGCCUAUUCCGUCCCAUAAUCCAGAAAGUCAUGGAGGUAUAUCAGCCGGAAGCUGUUGUGCUUCAAUGUGGGGCAGAUUCAUUGGCUGGCGAUCGAUUAGGAUGCUUUAACUUGUCGGUUAAAGGUCAUGCAGAUUGCCUUCGUUUUCUGAGGUCGUUCAAUGUCCCUCUUAUGGUUUUGGGUGGAGGAGGGUAUACAAUUAGGAAUGUUGCCCGUUGCUGGUGUUAUGAGACUGCGGUGGCUGUUGAUGUGGAACCUGAGAAUAGGUUGCCAUAUAAUGAGUAUUACGAAUACUAUGGCCCUGAUUACACUCUCCAUGUGGAACCAAGCCAGAUGGAAAAUCUGAACACAGAACGAGAUAUGGAGAAAAUCAGAAACAUGCUGCUUGAUCAACUCUCCAAACUACAGCAUACACCCAGUGUCCCAUUUCAAACAAUGCCUUCAACAACUGAAGUUCCAGAAGAGAGAGAAGAAGACAUGGAAGUGAGGACUAAACCUCGGAUAUGGACCGGUCAGGACGAUUAUGAGUCGGAUGAUGAAGAAAAUGGGAAGAUGGCUCAGCGAAGUCUGAACAGGGGAUCUUCAGAUCUGAGGGGCAGUUCUGGUACUGUCGAGGAGGAUGAUAUGGCUGGUGCACGUCAACGCAGAUGAGAAUAUAUUAGUUUUCUUCCCUCCCUCUCGUUUUUUCGGUAAAUUCUAGGCCCGAGUAUACAUUAUACAGAGGAAAAAAGAAACAAUUUGUUAGAUUUGAACGAUAGUUUUUUUAUGCAAGUAUUGUACAAUAUCUUGCCUGUAAUUCAUUUAGAACAAACACGAGUGAUGGUUCGAAUGUAAAUCCAGUGUACGGAUAUAUAUGCAUGCGCGUGUUGUGAUUUUUUUAUAGCUGU
Messenger RNA from Erythranthe guttata (spotted monkey flower), 2336 nucleotides. Its product is annotated as histone deacetylase 6. Gene Ontology annotation, molecular function: histone deacetylase activity. NCBI's taxonomy places the organism in Eukaryota, Viridiplantae, Streptophyta, Magnoliopsida, Lamiales, Phrymaceae. Gene Ontology annotation, biological process: epigenetic regulation of gene expression. The record is from RefSeq and is a predicted model, not a curated record. Gene Ontology annotation, cellular component: nucleus.